This is a messenger RNA of Megalops cyprinoides (Indo-Pacific tarpon), 4061 nucleotides long. RefSeq names its product protein tyrosine phosphatase non-receptor type 9a (gene ptpn9a). The record is from RefSeq and is a predicted model, not a curated record. Gene Ontology annotation, molecular function: protein tyrosine phosphatase activity. Gene Ontology annotation, biological process: protein dephosphorylation. The transcript is spliced from 14 exons. The coding region runs from base 357 to 2069 and encodes 570 amino acids. Lineage: Eukaryota; Metazoa; Chordata; Actinopteri; Elopiformes; Megalopidae.
UCGUGUCGUGUGUGCUUUGCAGUUUAAAGCUAUCGUUUUUUAUUGUAACCAGCAGGGGGAAAUUUAGAGUUAAUGUUCAGUGACUGAGGUCUUUGCUUUUUAAGAAAGAAGCGACGAAUUUAAAAGAUUCUGAGCCAGCAACACGGGAAUGCUUCCGAAUUUACUGUUUAAGGGACGAUGUGAAUAAGUGAAUAUGGAGUUUGAUGUUUUAGCGGCGAUCCAUCGGCAGAGACAGACCUGACGAUCUAGGUAGCAAGCGUCGUUAAAGCGACAUUUAUUAGUCUGUUUAACCAAAAAGCAACACAAGUACAUUUUAAAGAAUAAGGCAGUCUAAAUCGGAAGAAAGAACGUGAGGAAUGGCAGCCUGUUUGACAGCAGAAGAGGAGCAGGCCACAAAGCAGUUCCUGGAGGAGAUAAACAAGUGGACUACACAGCAUGGAGUCUCUCCUUUGUCCUGGAAUGUGGCUGUCAAGUUUCUUAUGGCUCGGAAAUUUGACGUCCUACGAGCCAUUGAGCUCUUCCACAGCUACAGGGAGACUCGUCUGAAGGAGGGGAUCGUGAAGCUACAGCCCCAGGAGGAGCCACUGAGGUCUGAGCUCCUGAGUGGAAAAUUCACCGUGCUAAGUGUGCGCGACCCGUCUGGAGCCUCCAUUGCCCUCUACACUGCCCGGCUGCACCAUCCAAACCAGACAGGAAACCAUGUGGUUCUGCAGGCCCUGUUUUACCUGCUAGACCGGGCUGUAGAGAGCUUUGAAACGCAGAGGAACGGACUGGUGUUUAUCUAUGACAUGGCCGGCUCCAACUACACUAACUUUGAACUGGACCUCAGCAAGAAAAUCCUUAACCUGCUCAAGGGUGCGUUCCCUGCCAGGCUAAAGAAGGUGUUCAUCGUUGGGGCUCCAGUCUGGUUCCGAGUGCCGUACAACCUCCUGAGCCUGCUUCUGAAAGAAAAGUUAAGAGAGAGGGUGCAGAUGGUGAAGAUGGCCGACCUCAGGCAGCACCUGCCCCGUGACUGCCUGCCUGAGCACUUGGGGGGUUUGCUGGCUCUGGACGCUCAUGGCUGGAACCGGCAGCUGUUGGCAGGCCAAAACGGCCGUGUUGACCCCGUUGAUGAGCUCGUGGGCAUCCCACUGGAGGAGGGCUCCAUCCACACGCCAGGGCCUGAGGCCAUGAGGCUCACUGAGCUGCUGGCCCACUUAGGCCGGGUCCAGCGCGCCGGGAUCCACGAAGAGUAUGAGGAGAUCCGCAAGGAGACUCCGCCUGGAACCUUCCACAGUGCCCUAGCGGCAGCCAACCAAGAAAGGAAUCGCUAUGGAGACGUUUUGUGCUUGGACCAAACACGCGUUCGCCUUAAACCAAGAAGAAAUGAGAAAUCUGACUACAUCAAUGCCAGCUUUAUGGAUGGUUACAAACAGAAGAAUGCCUACAUUGGUACUCAAGGUCCACUGGAGAAAACCUAUGCCCAUUUUUGGAGGAUGAUCUGGGAGCAGAAUGUGCUUGUCAUUGUCAUGACAACAAGGACGGAUGAGAGUGGACGGAGGAAGUGUGGUCAGUACUGGCCCCUAGAGGAAGGAGGACAGGAGGUAUACGGUCACAUUGCAGUGGUGAACCAGAGGGUGGACAGCCACACUCACUAUAACCAGACCACUCUGGAGCUGCACAACACUGAGAACUGCGAGCAGAGGCAGGUGACACACUUCCAGUACCUGAGCUGGCCUGACUACGGCGUGCCCACCUCCGCCAUCACGCUCAUCGAUUUCCUGGGCGCUGUGAAGAUGCAGCAGAGGAAGGCUCUGAAAGCCAUGGGCCCUCAGUGGAAGGGCCACCAUGGGGGACCCCCAAUGGUCGUCCACUGCAGCGCUGGGAUUGGCAGGACAGGUACUCUUUGUGCUCUGGACAUCUGUCUGUCCCAGCUGCAGGAUGUGGGAACAUUGAAUAUCUGUCAGACAGUGCGCAGGAUGAGAACGCAGAGAGCCUUCAGCAUCCAGACCCCGGAGCAGUAUUACUUCUGCCACACCGCCAUCCUGGAACAUGCCCAGCAGCAGGGCAAUCUCACAGCCUAUCAGUGAAGUUGGCACAGUGCCAUCACUCCCUCCCAUCCAGCACACCAACCAAUCACAGGCACUAAAAGUUGCCAUGACUGACCUGGUCCCUCCUCCUUUUUUUAUCUUCCACACAGAGUCAUCAGUUGCAGCAGCCAAAUGCCAAGUAAUGACAAAUAACAAUACACAACAGGGGGCCACAGCUACGCAGCAAUCUAGUCAUAAGGAAUGGAGUCCACUGCUGUUUGGGAGGUCUAUAUCUGAACAGGAACCUGACAAAUGAGCCCAGACAUUGUUUGGCACACAGUUCAUGUCUUAACUGUAGUCUGUCCUCAGUGUGGUGUUUAGUGACCAAGGUACUUGUGGUAACCGAUGAUUCAAUCAGAUUGUCACUGGCAUUUUACGAAUCAACUGCCUUUGAUUGCUUGUGUUUUUUUGGCAGCUUUUGUGUUAAGUUAAUUGACCUGGGAGAGUUGCUGCUCCUUCAUAUAUACAACCAGCAGCAGGAAGGGAAAGUGUGUCAGUAACACAAAAAAGUAACUGCCUUAAAUUCGUCAUUGUUUUUUUCUCCUUGGGUAUUGCUCAAAGCUUUGCUAUGGUAUGAAUACCCCUUUAAUGUCAGUCAUUUCUGGUUAAUAAGAUGUCCUUCACUCCUUUAAGUACCUGUAAUCUUACCGGCGACCAUUACAUGGUGAUGUCAUUGUACUUGUUCUCCUGUCUGUUUUGAUAGCAUCCUGGCUAACAUGGUGGGGGGUCACUGGGGUCUCGGCAGACCUGAGUUGCCGCAUUGGCGGAACCAUUUGGUUUUUUUCCUCUGCCUUUGCCCAGUGUAGAUUCUUGAACCUUGUCAGGAGAGCCAGCUUGGAAUUAUCUGUAGUAUUUUUCAAUUACUUUAUUUUCAUGAGCCGUAUGCCAUUAAAUAACAAGGGCAGAAAAUGUGCAAUUUUGGGAAGACCAUCUGGAGGAGGUGGUGAUCCAUAAGCAGCAGACAGUCAGAAAUCCAAAAUGAUCUGCUGCAUGGGUGAAGGUUAGUUCUGUUAAUGGCUAGUGGUUCAGUGGUUUACAGAUCUGCAUUUCAUAGAAGUUUGUGAAUGAUCCAAGAUGAUAGUGUCACGUGGCUACCUGUUUAUUGGUAACAGGCUGACUCCAGAGCAAGAAUCUGCAUUAAAGGAAAUCUGUUUCUCUUGACUCAUGCUGUGGCCCCAGUUCUCAAGGCUUUUGCCUCUACUUAUGGGUGCAAAGUCCUGUUUUCAGUUCACUUUUGAGAGCAGCCAUUUGCAAUGUACAGUUCUGUACUUAAACCAGCCUGCUCCUCUAUGGAUAUUAUUUUUUGUGACCACUGUUUGCACUUUAGUGGAUUUCAACAAUCAACAAGUUUCUCUCACUCUCAGCCUGGACCAAUGCUUAAAUAGUUAAAGAACCAGGGCCUCAACUUGCUAACAGUAAGCCAGGCAAGCACUCUGCAAACCCAUGUGCAGUGUGUCCUGUAGAUCGGGUACUGCUCCGCUAUACUUCUUUUGAUGAAGUAGAAGAGGAACAGAGUGUUUGUCUCCCUUCUCCACUCUCUCUCUACCCGUAAUAUGCAGUGUAGUUCUUGCAGGGAGCCACAUUGAAGCACUUUCCCACAAGCCUUCUGCUUUCUUCUGCUAUAUUCAUAGCUUGGUAAAAAAUAUGUUAAAUGUAUGAUUGCUGUAGUCAUAUAGCAGUGAUGGAAACAUAGAGCUCGGGACAGACUAAAUUCAUGGGUUUCCCCUCUUGGUUCAAGGAAGAGCUUGGAUGAAAAACCAGCCUUCAGAUUCCCUGUUCAGUCAUGUGCUUGGCUGUGGACCAUGUCUCCCAUUUUUUUUCUCUGAAUGUCAUAUGAGCAAGCACAUUUCUCGCCACCAAAUUCAUAUUGAAUUUGCUCAUGGCGAGGCACCCCGAAAGAUUACCCUUGACAGGUGCUCACAGCAAUCCCAUUGUUUUUACUGUUUUGUCAAAUGGGCAUGACACAUGGCUGGUCUUUAUUUUUCUAUUUCG